Messenger RNA from Salmo salar (Atlantic salmon), 3207 nucleotides. The record is from RefSeq and is a predicted model, not a curated record. Lineage: Eukaryota; Metazoa; Chordata; Actinopteri; Salmoniformes; Salmonidae.
AUGUAUUUUAUAGCUAUAGGCUGCCCACUGCCUGACCCCACCAGUGCCUACCAGAGGCUGCAGAAUGAGGUGACUCCCGUCCAGUACCUGGACUUCAGACAUCACAACUACUCAGACAUGGUCACGAUGAUGAAGUCUGUGUCUGAGGAGUGUCCCAACAUCACCAGUAUGUACAGCCUGGGUCGCAGCUCUAACGGACUGGACAUCCUGGCCAUGGUGAUAUCAGGCAACCCCACAGAACACGAGAUAGGUGAGCCGGAGUUCCGCUACACGGCCGGUCUCCAUGGAAACGAGGCGACGGGGCGGGAGAUGGUUCUUCUUCUGUUGCAGUACCUGUGUAAGGAGUACAAUGAUGGCAACCCCAGAGUGCGCCGCCUGGUGGAGGGAAUACGUAUCCACCUGGUGCCCUCACUCAACCCUGAUGGGCAGGAGAAGGCCCUCACAGUGGGUUCCGAGCUGAGUGGUUGGACAACAGGCCACUGGACGGAGGACGGCCAUGACAUCUUCCAGAACUUCCCUGACCUGAACAGUGUUUUGUGGGAGGCCGAGGACAAGGGCAUGGUGCCCAAACUGACCCCCAAUCACCAUGUCAAGAUCCCUGCAGAUCAAGAGGGGGAUGACAGGAUUGCUGUGGAGACUCGAGCCAUCAUCUUGUGGAUGGAGAGCCACCCAUUCGUACUGGGGGCCAACUUCCAGGGGGGAGAGAGGUUUGUGGCGUACCCCUACGACAAUCACCGCCUAACCAAGACCGCCGGCGCCAGCACCAGAGAGGGCAAGAGAGAGAGGGCACAGAGCCGCAAGAAGAGACAGUACGAGGAGUUUGAGGAGCCGGUGGAAGAUCAUAGAAACAGGGGAUACCAGCAGCCAGAAGAAGACCAGUGGAACAGGGGAUACCAGCAGCCGGAAGAGGACCAGUGGAACAGGGGAUACCAGCAGCCAGAAGAAGACCAGUGGAACAGGGGAUACCAGCAGCGAGAAGAAGACCAGUAUAACAGGAGAUACCAGCAGCCGGAGGAGGAGUGGAGGGGACAUGGCUAUGGCCACAGGGAAGAGGAAGAGGAGGAUGACAGAGGGAGAGGGGGGUACGCAGAGCCUGAGGAUGAACCCAGGGCCACAGCAGACGCCUCCUUUUUCAGGUGGUUGGCCAUCUCUUAUGCCUCUACUCACCUGUCGAUGACAUACACUUCCCACGGCACCUGUCACGGCGAUGACAUCACUGGAGGCAUUGGAAUCGUCAAUCGCGCCAAGUGGCAGCCCGUCACAGGAAGUAUGAAUGACUUCAGCUACCUGCACACUAACUGUCUGGAGCUGUCAGUGUUCCUGGGCUGUGAUAAGUUCCCCCAUCAGAGUGAGCUGGUCAUUGAGUGGGAGAAGAACAGAGAGGCCAUGCUCACCUUCAUGGAGCAGGUGCAGCGUGGGAUCAGGGGCGUGGUAAAAGACAAUGAGGGGAACCCCAUCGCUAAUGCUACAGUUUCUGUAGAGGGGGUCAACCAUGAUGUCUCUACAGCUGUAACAGGGGACUACUGGCGCUUGUUGAACCCAGGUGAGUACCGUGUGACGGUGCGGGCAGAAGGCUUCGCCCCCCUGACCAAGCUGUGUGUGGUGGGCUACGAGGCAGGGGCAACUACCUGCAGCUUUAACCUGGCCAAGUCCAACUGGGACCGCAUCAAACAAAUCAUGGCCCUGCACGGCAACAAGCCCAUACGCCUGCUCAGCCACGGCAACGGCGGAACAAUAUGGCACAUGGUCCCCAAUGGUAACAGGAAUAUGGAGUUUCACGGACAUGCACUCAUGGAUUCUACGACGCGUGACCAGAGAAGGAAAGAGCUAGGGCUCGACCGCCCCCGUCAUCUACGGCAACAGAGACUGAUGAGAUUGACAAAAACGUUGCCCCCGACGACCACGCCGGUUCCCACAACAACAGAGGCAGAGCCCACCACUGCUUGGUACGACUCGUGGUUCAUAGGAGAGGGGCAAAUGUCGGCACCGGAAAGUUUCACGGACUCCAUCUUGGAUUACAAAUACGAGUACAAGAUCGACGAUUACUAAACUAAACACCAAGGCCUUGUUCCAAUACAUUUACAAUACAUCCUUCCUCCCCACUUCCUUGAAGAAAUCAAGGUAGGAAGGGAGGAAGUAUGCAUUCUAAGGUAUUUGAACAGGACCGAUGUCAUAGUCCUGAGCCCAGGCUGUUAACUCAAUUCUUAGAGUAGACAACUAAGUGACCCCUUAAUGGCAUAUUUGGGAUUUUGGCAAUGAUGCCCUUUAUCUACUUCCCUAGAGUCAGAGGAACUCGUAGAUAUGAUUUUUAUGUCUCUGUGUCAAGUAUGAAGGAAGUUCGAGUUAGUUUUGCAAGCCAAUGCUAACUAGCAUUAACACAAUGACUAGAAAGAUGCUUGCAGAUACCCAUAGACUUCCAGUCAUUGCGCUAAAGCUAGUUAGCAAUUGCGCUAGCGCUAGUUAAGAACUUCCUUCAAACUGCACACAGAUACAUAAAAAAUGGUAUCCACGAGUUCAUCUGACUCUGUGGAAGUAGAUAAAUCCCAAAGUAUCCCUUUAAAGAACUGACAGGUAGGGGUAGGUUUAAGCAAAAUGCCUGAAACUCCAAUAACUCUGGUAGCCCCCCAGCCAUCCAUUCUUUCAGAUCAACAAAGGAGCUACAAGAAGUGUUUAGGUAUAUCUGCAAAAACUGAUUAAAGGAACAAUGCAGUGUUGAAUGCAAGAACAGUCAUGUACACAAGCUAAUGUCAGUGGUCUGUAUAACUGCUCGAGUAGGUCUUUUAAUACAACGUUAACACACACAAAAAUGUCAGUUUAGAGUAGAAAAAUAGAACCACUGAUAUCUGGAAAAUAAAUGUUAUACCAAUUCAAUUUAAAAAGUUGUUGCAAAGCUUUCCUAGAGAAUGUACUUCAGAGAUCAUGUAGAUGUGGUGGUUGCAGAUUACGCACUUGUUUUACUAUCGCCUCCACCCUUGAAGAGUCAAAACAAAGAAUCAAAGUUUCUGUUUUUCUUAUAAAAGUGUGGAUUAAUUUACAUUAUUUUCACACAUUGACAGCAAAGUCAUAAUAUCGACAUACAGUAACUUUACAAAAUGUUUGUUGAAUAGUAAGAGAGUAAUCAAAAGAGAUUUUCUUAAAUGUUCCUCAUAAUUUAGCUGAGGAAGAGGAAAGUUAUUUUUUCAAUUAAUAAAGGCUUGUUUACAUACA